AUGCCAGACGAACACGCUCAUAAAGCAAUUUACGAUGAAGGAAUGGUGGUUAGGCGAAGGGUGAUGGGAGACGAAUAUGUGGAUAAUCAACUGAAAAAGGGCGUCUCCGAAUUCAUGAAACCCAUGCAAGAGUUGACUACAGAAGUGGACUUUCUUGUAAACCACUGUGAGCAAAGAAGUCUUAUAAACAUUGCAUUACUCGCGUACCAAGCCAAGGACGUCGAGUUGGCAGCACAUAUCAGGGGUGCAGUCGUCAAUGGUGCUUCGGAGAUCGAAAUCCGCGAGACUUUGCUGCACACAGCUGUUUAUUGUGGCAUUCCCACGGGUAUGCAGAGCUUUCGAGUUGCGGAAGAGGCGUUGAAGAAGCUGAAAGCAGAAGGUCUAAUGAAAUAG
Marasmius oreades (fairy-ring Marasmius) is the source of this 393-nucleotide messenger RNA. RefSeq lists its product as uncharacterized. Gene Ontology annotation, molecular function: peroxiredoxin activity. The record is from RefSeq and is a predicted model, not a curated record. The transcript has 8 exons. Lineage: Eukaryota; Fungi; Basidiomycota; Agaricomycetes; Agaricales; Marasmiaceae. Bases 1 to 393 code for a protein of 130 amino acids.